Messenger RNA from Condylura cristata (star-nosed mole), 5028 nucleotides. It is a transcript of the gene CBLL1, whose product is annotated as Cbl proto-oncogene-like 1, E3 ubiquitin protein ligase. The transcript is spliced from 6 exons. Lineage: Eukaryota; Metazoa; Chordata; Mammalia; Eulipotyphla; Talpidae. Bases 1087 to 2562 code for a protein of 491 amino acids. The record is from RefSeq and is a predicted model, not a curated record. Gene Ontology annotation, biological process: protein ubiquitination; regulation of cell adhesion. Gene Ontology annotation, molecular function: ubiquitin protein ligase activity.
GUCUGGCUGAGGAAGAUGAAGGCAGCAGCAACCACAAACCCCUGGGACCAAGAACUGGAACUAGAUACUGCCUGUUGUGGUAACUCUCUCUUCAUCAUUCUGGGCCUUUCCUUUUUAACCUCUCCCCUCCGGCCAGCCUAACGCUCUCUCCACCUGAGUCCGAGUCCACCCCUCUCUUUCAGCUCCACUCUGCCCAGUAUCGCCGAGUGCCCCCUCCCCCCAAAAACAGGCAGCUGCGCCGCGACUGCCCUGUCCUUAGCAGAGGUGAUGUAGGGGGUCCUAGCGCCACCAGCGUUUCCUUGCGAAAAUGAGUGGAAUCCAGCAUUAUAAAUGUCUCUCGAACUGUUAGAAACUUAAGAGGAGGGGACGGGGGACGGGAGACGAGGCAAGCAGGGGGGACAUCUACCAAGUCUGCUCUGCGUGGGUCUAUGUAGUUCGUCACGACAAAGCAAAAUUUAGACAAAGCAACAGAGCCUUUCUCCCCUGCUGGGAGCUCCACACAGCUCACCCAUCCCCUGGGUAACCUCCCACAGGAGGACGCCUUCCGGAGCGCGCGUGUUUACACUUUCCCUAGACCGGGUGGAGACAGACACUUGCGGGCUCAGGGGGGAUUCCAAACCGUUACUCCGCCCGUCGGGGUGGGGCCAUCCAACGGCCGAGCUUGCGCAGUGGGCCUGGCCGCCUUAGAGUCCUGGCGCACUACGAGUCCCAGAAGGCAACGCUCCGAGGGGGCGGGAGGGCGCCUUCCCCGCUGCAAGCUUAUUCUCCGGCUCCCACCGCUCCCCUACCCCGUUCCCGUCGGGCUCCUUUCCACAGUUAAAAACUUUCUCUUGAAGCACACGAGCAGCUUAGCAAGCUCGACGUCGAAGCAUUUCGCGUACUCGCUCUAUCUUUCCUGCCCGAACUAUGCCUGACUUCUUCAUCGGAGUUGGGCAGUGGCCGGGAGAGAAGAGAGUCCUCGGAGGCCACAGUCCGGGCAACCCGGUCGUACUUCCGCCUCCUGGGCUCCGGAAGGGAGCGCGCACGCGCUUCGAGCGACUCCGGAGCGGUUGACUUCCGCUCCCACUGUGCCCUGCGAGCAGAAUCAUGGAUCACACUGACAAUGAGUUACAAGGCACUAAUAGUUCAGGAUCAUUGGGUGGUCUUGAUGUUCGAAGACGAAUUCCUAUAAAGCUCAUCUCCAAACAAGGGAACAAAGCCAAAGCUGCACCUCGAACUCCAAGGACUAUAAACAGGAUGCCUGCAAAGGCUCCACCUGGUGAUGAAGAAGGAUUUGAUUAUAAUGAAGAAGAACGAUAUGACUGUAAAGGGGGUGAAUUGUUUGGAAAUCAGCGAAGAUUUCCUGGACAUCUUUUUUGGGACUUUCAGAUAAACAUCUUAGGUGAAAAAGAUGAUACGCCAGUUCAUUUCUGUGACAAAUGUGGAUUACCUAUUAAAAUCUAUGGACGAAUGAUUCCAUGCAAGCAUGUAUUUUGCUAUGAUUGUGCUAUUUUACAUGAAAAAAAAGGAGAUAAGAUGUGUCCAGGCUGUAGUGAUCCUGUGCAGCGAAUUGAGCAGUGUACACGAGGUUCUCUCUUCAUGUGUAGCAUUGUUCAAGGGUGCAAGAGAACAUAUUUGUCUCAGAGAGACUUACAGGCUCAUAUCAACCACCGCCAUAUGAGAGCUGGAAAACCUGUUACCCGUGCUUCACUUGAAAACGUUCAUCCUCCUAUUGCCCCUCCACCAACUGAAAUCCCUGAUCGAUUUAUAAUGCCGCCAGACAAGCACCAUAUGAGCCAUAUUCCGCCAAAGCAGCACAUCAUGAUGCCACCACCUCCUUUGCAACAUGUGCCACAUGAGCACUAUAAUCAGCCUCAUGAGGAUAUCCGUGCUCCUCCAGCAGAAUUGUCCAUGGCUCCACCUCCACCUCGUUCAGUCAGUCAGGAAACCUUUCGUAUUUCAACAAGAAAACACAGCAAUUUGAUAACUGUCCCUAUUCAGGAUGACUCAAAUUCAGGUGCUAGAGAACCACCACCUCCUGCCCCAGCACCUGCUCACCAUCAUCCUGAAUAUCAGGGUCAACCAGUGGUAUCGCACCCUCAUCAUAUUAUGCCUCCACAGCAACAUUAUGCACCACCCCCACCUCCUCCACCACCAAUAAGCCAUCCAAUGCCACAUCCUCCCCAGGCCGCAGGUACUCCUCAUUUGGUUUAUAGCCAAGCUCCACCUCCACCAAUGACCUCUGCUCCACCACCAAUAACCCCUCCCCCUGGACAUAUUAUUGCCCAGAUGCCACCUUAUAUGAAUCAUCCUCCUCCAGGACCUCCCCCACCUCAACAUGGUGGUCCACCUGUAACUGCACCCCCUCCUCACCAUUAUAAUCCUAGCUCUUUACCCCAGUUCACUGAAGAUCAAGGAACUCUGAGCCCUCCAUUUACACAACCAGGGGGAAUGAGUCCUGGUAUUUGGCCUGCACCAAGAGGGCCGCCUCCUCCUCCACGAAUGCAGGGUCCGCCUUCUCAGACCCCACUUCCUGGACCACAUCAUCCAGAUCAGACAAGAUAUAGACCGUAUUACCAAUGAUAAUAGUAUUUUGAACUGAAGAUAUGAUGAGGAAAAAAAAACUUAUGUAUAGUCAAUCUUUUAAUUAAGCUUUGACUGCUUUGGGAAGGAAAAGCACCUAUUACUGAGGUGACUAUAAAACACUUAGGGUCUUGUCUCUUAAAAUGGUUUUAAAUCUUGACCUUAGAAUUGAUUUCAAGUACUAUACCGUAGUGCAGAUAAGUGGCUCAGAAGAGCACAGCUAUAUUUUAACAACUUUAUUCCCCUAGUGUGGUAAAUUGACCCAGAGGUGACCAUUUGUAAAAAAAAAAAAAAAAAAAUUUGCAUAAUUUUUCAUUGUUCCACUUUCCAAAGUACUGCUUUUGUUAAACCCAAUGUUUAGUUUUUCUUGUGAUACAUUUUGUUAACCUGUGUAAAAGGAUUAAAUUUCAAUAUGGUUGUAAAAUUGCUAUUUUUAUGUGAAUUUAAGUGCAGCCACAUACUGUUUUUUAAAACCAUAUGUUUUACCACUAAUUUCCCAAAGUUACAAUAAAAUCCCUAAAAGUAAAAAUCUACUAGAUUUUACUGUAAGGCAGACUGUUAAAUGGUAAAGAAUUAUUUCACAUUUUAGGCACUGAAAUUUUGAGGUAUAUUAGAAUAUAAUGCACUUCACUUGGAUGCCUUUUCAUUUUUAGGCAACCUCAGGAGCACCAAAAUACAUUGGAAUUCCAGUACUUGGACAUAUUUAUGUUUGUAAUCUUAAAAGGCAUUACUAAUUAUUUAGAAAGAUAGGGCCAAAGUGAUCAACUCUAUGCCCCACGCUGUUGCGGGAUGCUAUUGCUCAUUAAUGCUUUUUUACCGAAUGGUUAGAAUCACAUGAUGCACCACACUCAAUAAUCUUGAGUAACAUUAUAUUAUAGAGCUGUUUAAAUGCUGUUAUUUAGAUGAUGUGUGUUCUACUCUGCUCAUUGUCUUAAACAUUUAGGGCUGAAUAGGCUUUAUAUAAUUCCUCAUUUCAUGGUAGAGUUUGAUCCUGUAUUUAAGUGGGUUCUUGUUUAUUGGGUUUAAACUAUUAAUUUAAAUGCCAUGGAGGAUUUAAAUACUGUAUUAAUGAAGGACAUUCUUGUAAUCAAAAACUUGCAUUGCUCAGGUUUCAUUACUGUGUGAUAAGGGAUUUUUCUCUUAAUUUGAAAUAUAAAAAAGUUAUAUCCUAUUUCCUUUUAUUGGUCAGUCUAAAACUUGGAAUAUUUUAGCAUGGAGUCUACAGUGAAGACUACCAGAUGAUUUUGUAUUGGAGAAAAGUUAAUGACUAAAUUGAAUUUCAAUGCUAUAUAAGGUGCCUUUAGAGUCAGUUUUUGCAUUAUAGGGGCUUGUUACAGCCCAGCUAAGAUGACCACUUACAGUUUAUACAGAAUUCAUAUGUAUAAAUCAUUCUUGGGAUAUUAUUAUAUAUCCUUUGAAUAAACCCCUGUGAAGUAUUUCCUCCCCUCUAAAAUGGUGCAUAAUAUAAACAUGAAAUGUGUAGUAUGCAGAUAUCAUUUAUUAAAUAGUUUGUAGUGUAAAUUUAGGACAUUUCUUUUUGACAAAGGGUGAACUGAUUGCUAAUUUACCAUUUAAUUCUGUCAGGUACAGGCAAAAAUAAUAUCUCCUCUUGGAUAUCAAGAUACAAAGUCAUCUGUGACAUUAGAGCUGAAGUUAAACGUUAUAUAAAUGGCCAUUUCAGUCUUGACUAGCCGAAUAUAACUAACACACUAUUUUUAAGUUAAGUGAUUUUUUUCACACAUAGCAAUCUGAGAGUCCAGUGUUAAUGCAAUAUUUCUAAUGAGAAAUUCUUGUUAUUAGAAGCAUGGGAGUGAAAUAGUGUGAAAUGUUGGUGGUGAGUGCUUCUGUCAUCUUACUGUAGGUACUUGGACUGGUACAAACUUGAUUCCCUUUCAUGCUCCUUUCUUGGAGGUGUUAAAAUAUUACUGUUGAAAACUCAAUACCAUUCUUUGUUUGGUGUAGUAAGAAAAUAGCCAAAUUCUAGAGCUUCUUGGCUAAAGAGCUCUUCAGUUUUUAUGAAAAUUCACUAGAAUUGAAUGUGGUAUGAAACCACUUAGCCUAUGUAUUGGACAAAAAAAUUAGUAUCAUGAUAAAAUUCCAACAAGCUAAAAGAAUUUUUAGUCUUAUGGAAAUGAUUAUUUUCAUUUAGGUUUAAGAAAUACACAUUACGCAGGGAGGCAGAUCAGAUGAAUGUGUUGUAGCAGACAAAAUUUUUAAAUGGUGUUAGACUUGAAUUCAUCCAGUUAUUGUUUGAAUGAGGGUGGGUGGGUAGAAGAGUAACACAUUACUGUUAGUGUUCCUUUCCUUAAGAAAAAAAGAUGUGAAUCCCCAGCCUUAUUUCAGGGAAGCCUUUGAAGCUAUGAUGGACAUAAGUCUAAAUGUAUGUAUGUUUCAUUAUAUUGCUCUUAAGACUACUGAGGUGGCAGUUUAAUUCUUAAAAACAAUAAAAUGGAAGCAUAAAUACUA